Molecule: messenger RNA, 710 nt
Organism: Fusarium odoratissimum NRRL 54006
Lineage: Eukaryota; Fungi; Ascomycota; Sordariomycetes; Hypocreales; Nectriaceae
Exons: 2
Coding region: 12-509 (165 amino acids)
Source: RefSeq, a predicted model, not a curated record
UCGUAUCACCCAUGACAAGAACCAUACAAACAAUGUACAUCGUCUUCCGAUAUCUUCUCCAUAGCACCAAAACCCCCGUCCAAGUAUGGCCAGACCUCCGCGAGGCCCACGACGCAACCUGCAACAAGGGAAUUUCACGAAAAGAAUUAGCAGACAAGUUUCCAAACCUUGACUUUUCAGCUUGUCCGGAGAAGUGGGACUUUCCGACGCAUACCCCGGAUGAUGCGACGGUACGAGCCGAAAGAGUUCGGCGGCGGUUGAAAGAUGUUGCAAGGACCGGGGGCUAUAAAAACAUCAUGCUCGUCACGCAUCGAGGCAUCGCUGCGUUUCUGGUGCAGGGCGAUAGAUUCAGUGUUUGCGAACACCGAUCAUAUCGCUUCGCCACGAAUGAAGAAGUCGACAAAGCAAGGCAUGGAGUUAACGUAGAUACAGGGCUUGAGCAAGAUUUUGGCCCGACAGUGUUGAUACCAGCUGAGAAGCCGAAAACUCGCCAAGGGCAGUCAAGCUGACGGGUAACUACUAUCAAUAGAUGCAAUCUCCUUGCCUGAACGCAGGCUUGGACGGUCAUGAGGUUUGAGGAGAGUACAACCUUGGACUACAGUGCUGACCUCGUCUCACUAAGCAAAAAAUAAUGAUCAACUGGAAAUAUUGCUAGAAGAGUCCAAAUGGUGGCCACGUCAACAUAAGCGGAAUACCACCCUUCCUUGCGC